Molecule: messenger RNA, 1741 nt
Organism: Vitis vinifera (wine grape)
Lineage: Eukaryota; Viridiplantae; Streptophyta; Magnoliopsida; Vitales; Vitaceae
Product: AP2-like ethylene-responsive transcription factor At1g16060
Exons: 7
Coding region: 689-1414 (241 amino acids)
Biological process (GO): regulation of DNA-templated transcription
Molecular function (GO): DNA binding; DNA-binding transcription factor activity
Source: RefSeq, a predicted model, not a curated record
AAUACCAAGUGCUUUCCUAACUAGAGAAUUUGGAGGAUCUCCUAAUGGGAGGCCUUAGGUAGUGUUGACACUUGAAAUGUGUCUCAAAUGCCACCGAAAUAAUCGUCCACUCUUGUCUUCAACCAUUCUAAAGAGGCACUUGUAGCAUCGAAAAACAAACCAAGUGCAAAAACAAGAAAUUUUCCUCAUAUAUAUUAUAUAUAUAUGUACUUGCAUUGAGUCCCAUGACACCACUGAAAAUAAGCCAUUCUCUCUAAGGAAGGAAAGGAUAGAUGGAGAUGACUACAGUGAAAUCUGAAUUAGGCCUGGAAAGGGGCCGCUUGUGCACUGCAGAAACUGAUGCUUUGGAGGUGACCAAGUGUGUUAAGAGAAGGAGAAGAGAUCCAUCAGCAGUUACACCCGGAUGCAGUAAACAAGGAGAGCAGCAGAAGCAGGUGUUGCUGCAGGCUGGGCAAUCCAUUACUGCCAUUGCCACUACUAUGAAGAGAAGUUCAAGAUUCAGGGGUGUUAGCAGACAUAGAUGGACAGGGAGGUUUGAGGCUCAUUUAUGGGAUAAAGGGUCCUGGAAUGUGACACAGAGAAAAAAGGGAAAGCAAGGUAGAUAUAGACCACCCUACUUUGCUGAUUCUAUUGCUUUAUUGCAUUAAAUGCUUAAAAGGCUCAACUAUGGCUUCUUUGUGGCUUUGUCAUGUGGUUGUGCUCUCAACACACUUGUUGGCUUGGAACAGUCUAUCUUGGAGCUUAUGAUGAAGAAGAAUCUGCUGCAAGAGCGUAUGACUUGGCCGCACUGAAGUAUUGGGGGCCAUCAACUUUUACCAAUUUCCCAGUAUCAGAUUAUGAGAAGGAGAUUGAAAUAAUGCAGGGUCUAACAAAGGAGGAAUACUUGGCUUCUUUAAGAAGGAGAAGCAGUGGUUUUUCAAGAGGAGUGUCCAAGUACAGAGGAGUUGCAAGGCAUCAUCACAACGGAAGAUGGGAAGCAAGGAUUGGGAGGGUGUUUGGAAACAAGUAUCUCUACCUUGGAACUUACAGUACCCAAGAAGAGGCUGCUCAUGCUUAUGACAUUGCAGCAAUUGAGUACAGAGGGAUCAAUGCUGUAACAAACUUCGAGUUGAGCACAUACGUAAGGUGGCUGAGGCCCAGAGCCACUGCUCUUACCCCUCAGGAACCAAGAUCAAAUUCAAUAAUGCAAGCAUCCUCUAACUGCCUUCCAAAUGAGGAAGUAGAGCUGUCCUUCCUCAGCCCCAAUCCUUUUACAGUAGAUGACUUGGCAACUCCUCUAAAGCAAGAAAAGUUCCAAAGAGAGGUUUCCAUCAGCCCUUGCACCAAGUCAUCUUCGCCAACUGCACUAAGUCUCCUCCAUAGAUCUUCAGUAUUUAGACAACUGGUGGAGAAGAAUUCGAACAGCAUCGAAUAAGAAACUGAGGGGAAUGAUGCAAAGAAACCAAGAGAACUUAGCAAGGAAAAUGAGUUUGGAGGGAUUUUUUUAUGAAGAAGUUAGGAAUGUUCCAUAUGUGUGUUCAUCAAAUGCUGAUGCAUUUUGCCCGGUCUAGUGUUGCAGGAGGAUAUUGCACCGCCAUUAUUCAAUGGGACAGGGCGGAAAUCUUAAUGGAAUGAUGCUUUAACCUUGUCUUCUUCUGUUUAACUGUCAAUUGCAACUGUUUAUAGAAAUCCUCUCAAAACUCGUAGACAGGCAAUCUUUCUGUCUUUUCUUUUCUGAGUAAUAAAGAAGCGAAAUGUCUAC